GGGGACGGGGGGUGGGGGGGGGUGGGGGUCCCAUUCCCCAAGCGGGCUUGUGCAAGGUGUGCGUGUUUGCUAUCAUGGGGGGGGGGGGGCGAGUUGUUCUUCUUCUUCUUCUCCGAGGUCGCCGCCAAGACGAAGCAGAAGGCAGUUCGGCAGCAGCAGCGGAAGCACCGAAAACAGGCGGCGAGAUGAAGACUUUGCUUUGCCUCGGCGUUCUACUUUGUGUCUUUGGUUCCCACGGCAGCGAUGCCAGAGUCAUCCCAGAGGGAGUGCCGUACGACGAGGCCCCCGCCGUCCCCUACUGGCCCUACUCCACCUCGGACUUCUGGAACUACGUGGAGUACUUCAGGUCCAUCGGGGCCUACAAGCACAUCGACGAGAUGGCGCGGGCCUUCUUCGCCCACCAGCAUUUGGGCGACACGCUCGGCUACGACAGCACCGCCGGCGGGCACGAGCACUGAGGGGGCCGCGAUGAGUCGGGGGGGGGACCCUGGAAGUUCCGCAAAAGGCCCAAAAUGCCGUUUUUAGUAGAGCCAUACUUGUAGAUCAAGCUGAUACUAGUCUUUUUUUUUUCUGUUUGUUUCUUUCAUGCAAUGAAGUUCAAAUAAAGCCACAAAACUAAGA
Molecule: messenger RNA, 621 nt
Organism: Syngnathoides biaculeatus (alligator pipefish)
Lineage: Eukaryota; Metazoa; Chordata; Actinopteri; Syngnathiformes; Syngnathidae
Gene: otos
Product: otospiralin
Exons: 4
Coding region: 75-458 (127 amino acids)
Biological process (GO): sensory perception of sound
Source: RefSeq, a predicted model, not a curated record